ACACACAGUUGUGUAAUACUGAUAGGACAAAGGGCCAACACAGCCAGACGUGACUCACUAGAGUGGUUUCCCUGGUCAAACAAUGGCUCAUUCAGAGAUGAUUUCAUAUGAGGACGACAACACAGAUGGAGUGCCGUUUCACCAUCUUUCACCAAGCAAAGGAGCUGUGCACACAUUCAGAGUUGGGUCCAGAAGUCUUCCUCUUUAUCCCGUAAUCAUCAUGUGUUUAGGAGUGCUGAACGUGAUUCUGCUGUUAACUGCUCUAAUUUUGGGGAUAUAUUGUGGAGAGGCGGGUCAGAAGUUAGCUCCCCAACAACCAAUUACACAAAACUCAAUCUCAAUAGAAUUGAAGGAGCUUCAGAGAAUUCAGAGUGAAGCUAUCAAAGCUACACAUGACUUUGAAGAGGCACUGAAAAAUGAACUCAAAAAUACCGAGCAACUGAAGCUGAAGUUGGAGCAGAACAAAACCAACAGUGACAGAUUUCAGAGGCAGCUGGAAGACCUACACCUGGAGAAGGCUACACUGCAGUCCACCAUGUCUGAUGACCAUGAAAGUUGCGGGAGAUGCCAACCAGGGUGGAUGUUGCUGAACACAACCUGCUACUGGUCUUCCAAAUCAGCUUCUCUGCCCGCAAGGUCAUGGGCAAACAGUAAAAAAGACUGCACCGGGCGUGGCGGUCGCCUUGUUGUGAUUGACAGCUGGGAAGAGCAGGUAACACUGUUUGAUUACAUGCCAGUAGUGAGUGAAGGAAAUUGGUGGAACCAGGGAGCUUGGAUUGGUCUCACUGAUCAGCACGCAGAAGACAACUGGCUGUGGAUAAAUAAUGUGACACUGGGCGAAGGGUACUGGAUCGUGGGAGAGCCAAACAACUGGGGGUCGGGUGAAGACUGCGCUGUACUCUUAAGAACUCCUGACAACAAUCCAAGGGAAUCCUGGUAUGAUUUAGCCUGCUAUCAAACGAUGGAGUGGUUAUGUGAAACACCACCCAGGGAUCAGUGAGUUCCAUGUGGCUCCAUGUUGAAGUAACGGAGAAGAAUAAAGAGUCUUUGUUAUUGCUCAUAAAACAUUGAUUAAACAUUUUAAAUAGUU
Messenger RNA from Cynoglossus semilaevis (tongue sole), 1090 nucleotides. Its product is annotated as C-type lectin domain family 4 member E-like. The record is from RefSeq and is a predicted model, not a curated record. NCBI's taxonomy places the organism in Eukaryota, Metazoa, Chordata, Actinopteri, Pleuronectiformes, Cynoglossidae. The transcript is spliced from 6 exons. The coding region runs from base 83 to 1000 and encodes 305 amino acids.